Menidia menidia (Atlantic silverside) is the source of this 2453-nucleotide messenger RNA. The record is from the annotation of a GenBank genome assembly. Lineage: Eukaryota; Metazoa; Chordata; Actinopteri; Atheriniformes; Atherinopsidae.
GGGGGUGAAACCCUCCUCUAAAGGGGGGCACGGGGGGCCAGCUGCGGAUGGGUCCAGAUGUGCUGCUGGGUGGACCUGACUGGCUGUAACCACACCAUCCCCAUUUGUCAGGCCGGAUUAGUUUUAUUCUGAAAAUGCGACACACAUACCUGCCACUGAAACAGCGACAGCCCAGAAGAGCCGCGGGCGCUACAAUGCUAAUGUUGUCGGGGGCUUUGACUUCUCCCAGCCACUGCACACAAACCGCUCCGUGCGACAGCCGCGCCACAGCCGCGCCACAGAAACCGCCACAGACGCAUCCAAAGAAAAAGAAAGAAAGAAAAAAAAAUAAAAAGAAAAAGCCGACCGCGUCAGAUUCUCCUAACACCCCCCUAAAGUGCGCGCCGUAAUGGACGAAACGGAUAUCAUGGACUUAACGCACCAGAAAGCCAAGAAGCGACCGCGUCCAAUCAGUUCCGUGGACGAGUCCGUGCACGCUUCCCUCAAACGGCUGCCGAUGCGAGCGGCGGAGUGCAGGGAGCCCUCCCUGAUGUUCGCUGUCAGAGGAGAGCCCGUCCCCGCAGCGUCGCUCAAGCAAAAUGACCAUUCGGUGACCUCCUCUCCAACCACAGUUAUGCCGGCGCAGGAUAAUCGCUCCAGCAUGUCCAGGCCCAUGAUCACACGGUCACCAGUGUCUCCCCUGAGCAACCAGGGCAUCCCUACACCUGCUCAGCUCACUAAGUCCAACGCCCCCGUGCACAUCGAUGUUGGAGGGCACAUGUAUACCAGCAGCCUGGCCACCUUAACAAAAUUUCCGGAAUCCCGAAUUGGUCGUCUCUUUGAUGGCACAGAGCCUAUAGUCCUGGACAGCCUGAAGCAGCACUACUUCAUUGACAGGGAUGGACACAUGUUCCGCUACAUCCUCAACUUCCUCAGGACGUCCAAGCUACUCAUUCCAGACGACUUCAAAGAGUACAGUCUACUGUACGAGGAGGCUCGAUACUUCCAGCUCCAGCCUAUGCUUGCUGAGCUGGAGCGCUGGCGCCAAGACCAGGAGCUGGGUCGGGUGUCCCGCCCCUGCGAGUGCUUGGUUGUGCGCGUUGCGCCCGACCUGGGUGAGAGGAUCACGCUUAGCGGCGAUAAGGCCCUCAUUGAAGACGUGUUUCCAGAGAUCGGCGAUGUCAUGUGCAACUCUGUGAAUGCUGGCUGGAACCACGAUUCCACACAUGUCAUCCGCUUCCCGCUGAAUGGCUACUGCCACCUCAACUCUGUCCAGGUUCUAGAGCGUCUCCAGCAGCGUGGAUUUGAGAUUUCUGGCUCCUGUGGUGGAGGUGUGGACUCAUCCCAGUUCAGCGAGUACGUCCUGAGGAGGGAACUGAGGAGGACAAGUCAGCGAGGGCCCAAUUCAAACAGGAUAAAGCAGGAGCAGCUGGACUAGAAACCUCCCAAACAGUAGGAGGAGCUAGACUUUUCUGUGGCAGGCAAAUGCUGCAGAGCUUUGUGGACUCUAUUUUUCUUCACUUCCUUGUUGAUGUUUCUGUUUUCUUAAACUUGAGAACCGUCUAAAGAAUAAAAAUGAAGUGCAACAGGAGAUUUUUGCCAUAAGAAGAUACAAGACAUUUGAUAAGUUUGAGAGUGCAAGGACAUUUGUGAUUGUCUAGCCCACAUAAACCAAUUUAAAAAGGAUUUAUAUAUGCCGGAUCCCCCGAUCAAAGUUUGUUUUAAAACUUGGAGCCUACAUUAGGUUGAAUAUGAUUUGUAAUUUACCCAUAUAAGUUAAAAGUCUUUUAUUGCGGAUGUAGUGUAUUGCAUAGCUUGUGACAAGUAACUUGAUUUCAACGUCUCAUUUGCAUAUUGGCUAAAUUCAUUUUCACUAAUCAUUUUUAAAAAGUUAUUUGUGUUUAUUAAAGUACAGAAUGUCUCAGUUGUAAUAAACAGUUUCAAUAAUAGCAACUCUUCUUUUCACUGGUAAUACGAUGUUCAAUAUUGUGAUCAGAAUGAAUUCUUUUUACGUGGUUUAAGGCUUUAUUAAGGUUCAUACCAUCAAGUGAAAAUUACAAUAAUACUAUCAAAAUAUAACGUCUAAGACCAUAUAUAAAAAUGUAAAAAAGUAGAAAUUUGUAAACUAUAAUCUCAUAUUAUUUGCCUAAUUUGGGUAUAUGAACUGCAAAUCCCAUGUGCUACCUUGGGACUUAAGUAAUUGGGUCAUAAUCUUCCUCUGAGUCAGGACUUGUAAAUUUUCAUUGUAUAUGUGUUUGUGUUUUUUACAUUGAAUCUUUUCAAAUGAAAUUUGUUGCCUCAGACAUGACUGAACGGAUUAAAAGCUUAUUGUACUCAACAUAAUAAGAAUACUUUUAUUUGUAGCACAUACUGACAUGAAGUUGCUCAAAGUAUUUCUAAGAUUGCCGAAACACCUACACUCCCUAGAUUAAAGAGGUGUGAAAAAAUGUGAAAUAAAUCUCAGCUAAAGUGGU